AUGCGCCGAUCCGUGUGGUUGUGUUGUGCAUACACGCCCAACCUCACCUCGCUGACGAAUCAGGCGAACCGCAAUGAGCGGCUGCGCAAGUGGGGUAGCGCGGGUACACCGCCGGGGAUUCCACGCAUCGCGCGGCUCGAGUCGAAGCCCAUCGCCGUUCUACACGAAUCACCGAAGGUGAUUCUGGCAGGGCGGAGUCGCUGCAACAACUUUCUAAGUAACCAGUACCUGCUGAUCAGCAAGGCCACAAAGCGGUGUAUGCUUAUCGAUGCGGCGGACGACUGGCCUGACGAUUGGGCCACCUUCAUAGCGUCCUCCUCAUUGAUGCUGACGCACAUAUUUCUCACACACUGUCACAUUGACAAUAUCAUCAACCUGAACGCCUUCCUAAGCAUCUGUGGUCGCGAGCAGCAGAAGCGGGAGGCCGCUAGUCGUAGCCCAGGUGAGGAUGCAGCUGGUAUCGAUGGCAGUGAGAGAAUAGGCAUUAUGUGGUGCCCCGCGGAAGAGUGUUGGGUGCAGAAUUUCGGUCGUGCUUGCGAGCGUUACUGUCGCUUUGAGGAAAUGCAAGCGGUGCUUCCAAUGAUGCGCCGGACUCUUUAUACCCCGCGUCAUCAGACGGAUCCUAUCGUGUCUGGCUUUUCUCGAAGCAGUAGCUCUCACUUCCGCCGAGAGGACGUGCUACUCUCUACCGCUACUAACCGCGCAACGUCCUUCAUUGACUUUGGUGACGGUGUGCUGCUGUACUACAUCUUCUCCCCGGGGCACUCCCCGGGCCACAUGAUGCUGCAUGUCCCCACAGAGAAACUUCUCUUCACGGGGGAUUUGCUCUUCUACAACACGGUGGGCCGUGUAGAUUUGCCGUGGGCGACAGGGACACGCCUAGCGGAGAGUCUGCGGCUCUUCGAGAACAUGCCAGAUAAUACUGUUGUGCUGCCGGGUCAUGGCCGCAUGACAACGUUGGGGCGGGAGCGGCGCGAGAACAAAGCGCUGCAGCACUGCUACCAGCGGCAUGACAUUGGGCAGCAGGAAGUGUCGAUCGGCUUCAAUGAAGGAUAUCUUUGA
Molecule: messenger RNA, 1062 nt
Organism: Trypanosoma grayi
Lineage: Eukaryota; Euglenozoa; Kinetoplastea; Trypanosomatida; Trypanosomatidae
Product: putative metallo-beta-lactamase-like protein
Exons: 1
Coding region: 1-1062 (353 amino acids)
Source: RefSeq, a predicted model, not a curated record